CUGCGCGACUUUUCCCUAUGAGUUACUCAUCGUGGAAGUUGUUUCUCAACUUGAUCAAAGUGCAUAAACAAUGGGCAAUGGCUUUACAUCAUUGAAUUCGGUGCUUCAAUAAACCUAAGCUUGUAGGGUUUUAUAGAUACCUUCAAAGUUGAGUUAUGAAAACGUUUUGCUUCUUUGAAACAACAUCCACUAGACCAAUCAACCAGAGCUUUGUUCUGAAAUGAGUGUGAUCUUUCAGUACGCUUCGAGCUGAAUGAUACUCGGAUGUUAUGGCGAGCGCAGAUGCACGGAACGAUGACAUCAACCGCUUGAAUGCGACUUGGCACAUUGUGGAAACAAUCGACUUCCAGAGGUCACGCCUACUACUCCCUAAGCGAGUGAGCCACACUCUUGCACCACCAGAUGCCAUUCUCCCUUAUUUAAGGAAUGCUGACUUCGGCAACAUGGUGCAGCUCAAGAAUUUUGUCUUUGGCAACUCCCUAAUUAUUGCAUUCGUGAAGUGUUGGCGUCUGGAGACCAACAUUUUCCACCUGCCUUGGGGUGAGUGCAAGACGUUGCGUACCAUCUUGGGUUACACACUCACGGAGAGCCAGUGAGUGGGUGCUUACGUGAUUUUCACAUAUAGUACCAGCAUCCGACUUGGAAGUGGGUAGAGGAGUUCUUUGGUGCCAGGAAUAGUGACUCUACAACUGAUAGACUGGACUGUAUAAGGGGUAGGAUGAUAUUACAAAUGAAGUUGCUAUCCAACUGUCGAUGAUAUUGAGACA
Messenger RNA from Arachis stenosperma, 767 nucleotides. RefSeq lists its product as uncharacterized. NCBI's taxonomy places the organism in Eukaryota, Viridiplantae, Streptophyta, Magnoliopsida, Fabales, Fabaceae. The record is from RefSeq and is a predicted model, not a curated record. Bases 270 to 596 code for a protein of 108 amino acids. The transcript is spliced from 3 exons.